This is a messenger RNA of Entrophospora sp. SA101, 441 nucleotides long. Lineage: Eukaryota; Fungi; Glomeromycota; Glomeromycetes; Entrophosporales; Entrophosporaceae. The record is from the annotation of a GenBank genome assembly.
AUGGGAAUUAAAGACUAUCUCCCCGAUUUCAAAGGAGCCUUAACCGGUUUUUAUGAAGAAAGUUUAAAAGCAACUAUUGAAACUAAAACUCAGGAAUUUAAAGACCUCUUGCAAAAAAAUAUUGCUUAUGGGCAAAAAACGCAACGAGCUCUGGUGGCGAUUGCCUUAGUUCUCAUUUUACAUGGCAAAGAGUCUUACUCUCCCCGUGAUGUUUUCCGCAAAGCUUAUCUGACGGGUUUAAUUAAUAAUUUUGACACUUGGAUACUCAGCAAAUACCCCUACCAAUUUUAUGCUUAUGGUUCCAGAGCCAAAGGAACUGCUCGCAGAAUUUCUGACCUCGAUAUCUGCUAUUAUGAUAAUAUUCCUAGUAGUGUUAUUUGUGAAAUGCGAGAAGAGUUUACGGAAUCUAAUUUACCAUUUGAAGUAGAACUGGUGGCUUGA